Messenger RNA from Cariama cristata (Red-legged seriema), 1978 nucleotides. RefSeq names its product hexokinase-3-like. Gene Ontology annotation, biological process: glucose 6-phosphate metabolic process; glycolytic process; intracellular glucose homeostasis. Lineage: Eukaryota; Metazoa; Chordata; Aves; Cariamiformes; Cariamidae. Gene Ontology annotation, molecular function: fructokinase activity; D-glucose binding; glucokinase activity. The record is from RefSeq and is a predicted model, not a curated record. The transcript has 13 exons. The annotation marks the transcript as partial. Gene Ontology annotation, cellular component: mitochondrion; cytosol.
AGAAGGGCGACGUGCUGGUGGUGGAGCUGUGCCAGAGCCACGUCCGGACCCUGUGGGUGACCCUCUUGGGCGAUGGGAACCAGAGCCCCCAAGUGAUGUACAAGAUCUUUGACAUGCCAGGGGACAUCGCGCAGGGCAAGGGGGAAGCGCUCUUUGACUUUAUUGCACAAUGUGUGCGCCAGUUCCUGGCUGGCAUCAACAGCCCCCAGAAUCGCCUCCCCUUGGGCUUUGUCUUCCCCUUCAGCUGCAGGCAGACGCGGGUGGACAAGGCAGAACUCAUCUCCUGGUCCAAGGGCUUCAGUUGCAGUGAUGUGGAGGGGAAGGAUGUCGUGCAGUUGCUGCAGUCGGCCAUCAACAAGCAGGAGCUCUACCACGUAGAUGUUGUUGCUCUGAUGAAUGACACUGUGGGCUCCAUGAUGGCCUGCAGCAUGGAGGGGGAACCCUGUGAGGUCGCCUUGGUCAUGGGUGAGCAGUGGGCACCCUGGGGGCCAGGGCGCUGCUUCAUGGCUGAGGCACAGCAGGUGGAGAUGGUGGAGGAGACCAGCGGGCAGAUGUGUGUCAACACCGAGUGGGGCUGCUUCGGGGACGAUGGCACCCUGAGCGAUGUCCUGACCCCCUACGACCAGCACGUGGACCAGGAAUCCUCCAAUCCCGGAGAGAAGAGGUGCUCCCACCCUCUAGGUGCCGUCGGGCUGGCGGCCAUCCUCAGCCACAUGUGCCAGAGCCGGGAGCUGGAGCAGCUGGUGGUCAAUGUGGGGGUGGGUGGCGAAUUGUACCGGGGCUAUCGCAGCGAGGUGGACCGGCUGCUGGCCCCGCUGCGGCUCAGCCAUGCUGACCUGGAGCGCAUCCAGGCACUGAUGAGGAGGGAGAUGGAGCUGGGGCUGGGCAGGGAGAGCAAUGCCAAGCCCUCUGUCCGCAUGCUGCCCACCUAUGUCCGUGGCAUGCCUGAUGGCACCGAGCGAGGCGAAUUCCUGGCGUUGGACCUGGGGGACACCAAUUUCCGGGUGCUGGUGGUGCGCGUGGCACAGGACGGCAUCCGCAUGGCCAGUGAGAUCUACGUCAUCCCAACCGCUGUCAUGCAGGGCACCGGCGAGGCGGGCUUCGACCACAUCAUCGAGUGCAUCAUGGACUUCCAGCUGAAGCAGGACUUGAUGGAUCAGGUCCUGCCACUCAGCUUCACCUUCUCCUUCCCCUGUCAGCAGCUGGGCCUGGAUAAGGUGAGGGGGUGGCUCUGGUCCCAGGGGGAUGGGGAGGAGGGCCCUGGGGUGUGAGGCCGCUGCCCAGACCCUGCUCCUGUCUCCCGUCACUUAAGGCUGAAGGUGGUGGCCGUGGUCAAUGACACAGUGGGAACCAUGAUGUCCUGUGGCUAUGAUGACCCCAAAUGUGAAAUCAGCCUCAUUGUGGGGACAGGGACCAACGCCUGCUACAUGGAGGAGAUGCAGAACGUGGGCACCGUGGAGGGGGACCAGGGCCGCAUGUGCAUCAACAUGGAGUGGGGUGCCUUUGGGGACAACGGCUGUCUGGAUGACAUCUUCACCCACUUUGACCGGCUGGUGGAUGAGAAAACCAUCAAUGCGGGCAAGCAGAGGUUUGAGAAGCUCAUCAGCGGCACGUACCUGGGCGAGAUCGUGCGCCACAUCCUGCUGGUGCUGGUGGAGAAACAGCUCCUGUUCCGUGGCAAGCCCUGCCCCAAGCUCCAGACCAGGGACAUCUUCCAGACCAAGUUCCUCUCCACCAUCGAGNUGAAUGGGCUGCCCGUGCAGCAGGUACAGGCCAUCCUGCAGGACCUGGAGCUCCAGGCCAGCUUCGAGGACAGCGCGCUGGUGCGGGAGGUGUGCCAGACCGUGUCCCUGCGGGCAGCCCAACUCUGCGCUGCUGGCCUGGCCGCUGUGGUGGAGAAGAUACGGGAGAACCGGGACCUGGCCCGGCUGGCCGUCACCGUGGGGGUAGAUGGCACCUUGUACAAGAUGCACCCACG